CAAAUGGCUAAACCCCGUACCCAUUUUUUCGAUCCUCGAACGACCGCUAAAGCUCGCAUUCUGGCGCUUGAAUCCUACGAUCGCAGCCCUUCGGAUACGGCUUCGGAACGUUUCUUACCACGACUUCCGAUCCUGGGUUCCCAGAAACGCCAUCCACGUUCGUAACGGCUUCAUUGCCGCGCCGACGCUUCGGUCGGACGAUACCGAAACAAGCUUAUUCGGGUUCCAGCGGCCGCUGCCGUAACGCCUGGCCGCUAGUUUUCCCCAGGGCCUCGAUUGCCCGAAAUCUCGGCCUGGUCGUCCCGCUUACGCGAGCAUCCCGGCAAAAUCGAGAUAGGCCCCAACAGGAGUCUGAUCCUGGCGUCUCUCUCUUUACGUACCUCCGCCGCUUCGAAAAAGCCUCCUCCUUGACGGUCCGCAACAGCCUCUGACCGCAGCUCGCAAGGCUAUGCGUUCAUUCGACCGACGCUCUGGGCCGCACAGCCGACGUGAGAGCCCUGCAUCCAGACACGGAGACCCCGACGGAAACUAAAGUCGAACAAGGACCAAGCCCGCAAGGCCUGUCGGACGGUAGACAAUAACGGCGGCGACAGCUAAGGCAACGAAGAAAGUACGAAAGCCGGAACAGUCGAGGCCAGUGAAGGAAGAUCGGCUGGCGACAGCAUUGACGGCCAGAUCGCAAGGCAUAGUGUCCGGGGCCGAGGGAUGAUGCGGCGGUCUGGUACUGAGCCGCCACUCCCACCAUAAUCGCCACCCGUCGUUGUGAUUGCUGCCCUCGUUGUUUUUUCUUUUCUCUUCCCUUCCGUGUGGUUCUGACCUACCUCCCUCACCUCUAACUAUCUCUCCCACAACUGUUCUGGUGGCGACAUCACUCGCCACCACCUCUGCGCUCCGUCGCACCAAGAUGGAUGUACUCUCCGUCUUCAACCACCUGGUCCUCCCGGCGCGGGUGCCAGGCAAGCCAGACGAGGAUACCUGGCGGGUCUCAGACGACGUGCUUGCUCGGAUCAGCAAUGCUUGCUACAAGGCGACAGCGCAUGCGAGGCCUGCCUGGUCGGUCGCUUUCCAGGCCGUCCAAGUAUCCCUUGACGCCUGUUACGACCUGAACGAAUUGGGCCGACUUGACCGAACCCGCAUGCUUGCUCAUUUUUGCAGCCUCAGCCCCGGAAACGUGCUGGUGCUCCAUAUUGCCCCACAGAACGCGGCCCUGCUCAUCUGGAUCCAGGUUCGCAACGGCAAUCACCAGGUCGUGUUUGAAGCCUUCGAGGCUUCGCCAACCACCACUGCCGUCCUCGCCGCCCCGCGCGCGCUCGAGUGGGACUUUCCCGGUCGCUCUUGCCGCCUCUCUCUUGAAGCUUUUCAGGACCCUUCAUUCCAACUGAGCCUGGCUACCUUCCUUGAGCAAGCCAGCAUGGAAUCGCUGAACAGCCUCAGCGCACAGAUAACCAAGGCCGGCAUCUCGGUCGCCGAGGAGCGCGACACGUCCGAUCCUGCCCUUAUCACCCAGAUGCUCAUGUCGAUACUCGAGGCCGUUGGCGAGGCGAGACAGCCGAACCUGCUGCGAAAACACGUGCGGGACGACGUUAACAUGGUCGACGCCAAGCUGCCGUGGCGCCGUCUGCCGUUCUGGCUCGUCCUCCGCAUCGCGGCCAGGCGCCAGCUGGGCUUGGGUCUCGGAGAGAGCGAGGGCCGGUUCGCCUAUAAGUGCCUCAUUGCCAUCUUGCUUGCGCGGCUCCUCAGAGACUCGGCCGGCCCGCUGCCCCCAGACAUGCCCAUCAUCCUCCGGGCCAAACUGUGUCGCCGCAUGGCCAAGCUGCAAAUGGACCUAAAGCAGAUGCAGCCGUCAAGCGUCGAGGAUUGCACAGCUCUCCUGUCUUCGGUCGAUCUUCUUGUCCAGGAAGCGGUACGCGAGGCCACCACCCAAGUCAACAAGGCUUGGGCCGCGUUCAAGUCUAAGACGCAGCGCUUUACUCCGAUGCUUCCCCGCUACGCUGACGAGGGCUCUCUCCGACUCUCUCUGCCCAACAGCGGGGCGUAUCUGGACAGUUUGCUGAAAUUCCAGGUCCCGUCUCGCGCUGUUUUCGCCUCGCUUGAUCUCCCUCGUCCGCUCGAUACAGCCAUCCAGCAAGCCCAGGAUUUCACCGACAAGGCCUUCGCUCUGGCCGCCCUCGACAGUGGCAAGAAUGGUGCAGCCGAUAUAGCUUCCUACUCGAGCGGCGAGGAGAAGUGCCGGGAGCUUGCUCGUCUUAUCGAUGAAGUUUUCAAAAGGGCCAGUGUCUUGUACGACGGAGAUCCCGUGCUUCAAAGCUUCAAGGUGCUCACAAUUUUCUCCCUGUGGAUCCAGCUGGAUGCGGCAGCCAUUGCAGUGUGCCCUCUUCUCAAAAAGUACGCUCCCGUCUUCGAGCCCAAGCUCCUCGACGCCCUUCAGCUGCCCAACCUGUCCGAUAUGCGUCGCCUGCAGGAGAUGCAGAUCUACCUCGACAGACGAAUCUCGGAGGCCUUGCGUGGAAACAUCUUUCAAGUCAACAACCAUAGCUGUCUUGGGGCAAAAUACAGCGCGCAAUCGAGCGCGGUGCAGGCCCUCGGGGAGUCUGUCCAGGCCGCGUCCGACUACGAGGAGCAAAUGAAGGAGGUGGAGUGGGCCAGCGUGUGCAACAAAUACGACGAACAUACCUCGGAAUAUCAUUGUAUGAUCUGCCAGUGCUCUUUUGACGAGUACGGGGAACGGGACGUUCGGGGGUGCACCAAGUGUUGGCAUUGGCGUGCUCGCAAACGCCUGGGCAUUCAUGUGUUCGAGGCGUACCUUCCUGACACGGAGCCGGCUCGCGCAAUUGCGUUGUUCGAACUAGGCAUCCCGGCCUAUCUCGCCACAUACCGCGACACCACCUGGCGUGUUCUCAGGUCCCUAGCGCACCCUAGUCGGAUUGGAACCCCAGGGGAGGCGGCGAAGCUGCUGAGUGCCACGCCGCUUGGGCAAUACAUGUGCGACAGGACGCAAAAGCAGAAGAUCACCCUGGCGUCCCGUGUCAAGUGCUUCACCGACACCCACUACUCGUUCAUCGGCGGCAAAGUGCCCAUGGAGAAGGUUAUUCUGCCCCUCGCAGCCAGGUUUGAGCUUUAUGACCAAGACUCCAAAACCUGGGUGGGGGAGCUCGCCAAGCAGCUGACGCUCGAGCACCUCUGCGGUGUCCACGUCCCCCGAACACUUCGAUCGACAGUGCUACCGCCAGCCCGCCACCCCGCACCACAAAUCGCUGGACCCUCAUCCUACGAGGUCCAGGCAAACAGCAAUCAGUGCCCAGCCGAAGUGUCGGGCCAGGAGUUUGCUGCGCACCAGGAGCUACUCUCCGGCACGACUCGCCGCUGGAUCCAGAUUCUAGUCCAACUGGGCUCGUCGAGCCUCAACUUCAGCAGCCAGGAGACGGUGAAGCUGCUGUCACAGCUCGCUGUCCAAGCCGGCCCGCGGCUGGGUGGCGAUGUCUUGCGACAGGCCCACGUGUCUUUCAGGGAGCCCGGUUUUGUCGAGCGGCUGUUAGAUUGCGUUCAAAAGCGCUUAGGGAGCAUCCUAAAAAAUUGGAGGGAGCACCAGUGUAUGGAGCUGCUCAUCACGUUAACUUUGCGAAUUUUCCAGCUGGCGCCCGACGCCACAGAACGCAGGCGUGCACAGGGGCUUCUCGACACGGCGAGGGAGGCCACUCUUAGCUGGACCGUCCAGCUCGGCGAGCAGGUGCGCAGCACCAAGGAUGCGGCCGUGGUCCAGCGGGCAUCGGGAUAUUGCUUGUGGGCAGGCCUUCUCUGCCGUCGAACCUUCGCCGCGUAUGUCGACCCGGCGCACACAGUUUAUACCUUAAGCCCAGAGCAGCUGGCGCACUGGGUCCAAGGGUCGGUGGCCUUGCAGGAGAGCAUCCGUGUCGACAUUGACCAACUCCCUCACAUGGAGAAGCACGCACUCUUGCGUGAUGCCAUGACAGCAUUUCGGCUCGUUCCUCUUCUGCGAAGGUCUGUCGAGGCACAUCCUGCGGCCGUUGGCAGGGGCAUCGAUGCCAGCUGGUCCGGAGCGCCGGUGGCAGGUGACGCUCCUAUCAACGGCGACAUCAUUUCUGCAUGGGAUUCCGUCGCUUCUCACGAUCGCUGGAUUGUCGGUGUCAUAACGGACCCCAAAGACGGCAAUGGCCAGCGUAUCCUAGGGCACCCCCAGGUCGUGCAUUACAACUUCGUUGAGGGCCACCUAUUGGUCAACGGAAAGACGCAAGGCAAACUACCCCGCGAAAUCUGUGACAAUCCCGAUGUCAAAACCCUGUUUGGUGACAAGCAUCUCCUCACGUAUCCAUUCCUCGGGGGCAAAAUGACGCAUCGGCUGGUGACCCGCGAACAUGGCCAAGAAGUGCACUUUGGCCUCGACAGGGAGAAGAAUGUGGUGAUUCAGUCGAUAUCGAAACAGAGUCGGCUUCAGUUCGUGCCCAGCCGCAUCUUCGCCGGCCCGGACUCGUCAUUUGACCUCCCCUCUGAGCUGGUGGAAGGCUGUGUUCACUGGCUUAAUCUGGGGACCCGGUGUCUCGAGGUCCGACGUGCCCCCGAUAUCUGGCGCAAGCGUCCGCGUGACUGGGUGGUCGACGUUGAUAACCGGCGAGCGCUUCGUGGCAAAGUAACUUUGGUCGACCCGCGAUCGGCCGUGUUUGCCUCCGUCGAACGCAUCCUGGCGCAUUUUGAAACGCCCGAAGCGCUUACAGUUUACCAGCCUGCGACAGGAAGACUGAUGGUGGCCUUGCGGCGGCUAGACCUCGCGUUCGGAGUCAAUAAGAGCGGUCGCCUAGAGUGUGAGGAGCUCGGAGCCGAAAUUGACCCGGACCAAAACGCCGGGACGUGGUACGGCCUAGCGAGCAAAAUCGUGGUGCGGGACGUGGCUACCCAGGAGCGCAGCGUUCUGGUUCCGCUGGGCAUUCCCGCCUGGAGGCGAUUCGGAAUGCAUGUUGAAGUGCGCAUGAAGGGCGCCACAGAAUACGGCCGGUUUGGGAUUGACACCCUACUGGGCCGGCUGACGUGUGCGCCGGAACCAAAAUUGCUUUUCGUCAAGGCAGUCUGCCACGCAUUAACAUCCUUCUGCCUCCCUGAUCCGUUAACGAAGCGAACGGGCACAGAAGAGGCGCUCGCCAUCCUUGCCUCAGGCAUUGUCCAGCCGUGGACCCCCAUUAACGCGAAUUUGAAGUCGAGCUUCGAGUGCUUUGAAAAGAUGCUUCCACGCAGGCAGUAUUAUCCGCCAAAGCUUAAGCGCCUGCAGCAGGUGGUGUGGAAUGAUCACUUAACCACAACAAUCCAGCACGACGGUUAUCGUGAUUUGCUUCGCGACAUUAUCGAAAAGUCCAACCGCCUUGGGGACUUCGCCGCUGUCCACACCGCGCACGACUCGAGCCUCUCUCAACCUGCAACACCGCUCGACCGCCGUGGAGAACUCCAAAGGCGUUUGUACGAACGACCGUUUUUCGACGUUAAUGGUACUGGCGAUAACAAAGCUGGCCGCAAUAACACCAUCCGGUACACACCUCGGGACCGCGUCAAAACACCCAGAGCUGAAAAGGUGUUCCAGGCGGCCCGCCUCGUUGUUCGACGCUGCGAGGGCCUGCACAUGAACAGUACGCUGGCCUCGAUACUUGAGACUUGGGAUCAGAGCAGCCCAAUAGGAGGGUUCCAGCCACGGUCAAAGGGCGUCUCAACAGCCUCGAACACACCUCUCCUCGACCAGAUCGAGGGUUCUAUCCAAGAGAAGUGGGGGUAUAUCGUGCAGUUCUGCCAGGCAGCUGACGUUAAGCAGCACCAGGGAACUUUGCUCUUCCGGCUCGGACUCUUGGCGUUUGGUCCUGUCGACAUGGACAUCGUCCACUCGCUGGCCGCUUUUGCCUGUAUUAGCAGCCUGAAACAGAUGCAGCCGCCGGACCGCACCCAAUUCACGGACUUCCCGUCACGCGGGAAACCCUCAUCAAAGGAGCUGAAUAAGCUGGUUAUGUCUGCGUGCUCGACUUGGAGGGGCUCACACUACCAAGAGCGGGGGUUCCGUGAGGUGGUUGAUUCGGUCGGCCGGACCGUGGAGCAGCACAAUGCGCUAUGUGAGCGGGAAACCGAGCAGUUCUCCAGGCGAUUGCUGGGGCAGUGGCCUGCGCCUUCCGACAUGUUGUCGACGGACGACUGCGCGCAGGAGGUGCUUGACCUUGGCCUAGCACUGGAGAAGAUUGCCGCCGAGUGGGAGCGCAGGCGAGAUAAUGAUGCGCUUGAGGGGUUUGUCAAUCGUGUGCAGGCGAUCCUGGACUCGUGUCAAAGUUCGCUGGACGGUGCCAGGCUCGCGAAGUGGACGGGCAAGAAGAACCCCCACCUGCCAGUUUCGCACCGCGACGUCGUUCCCUUCUCUGCUCGGGAUCUGGUGCUCAAGCCUGGGCCUCUGCUCCGCCCCUUCUCCAUGCGUCCAGCUCGACUCGCGGCAAGCAAUACAGGGCCGACAGCUGUUAAUGCCCCCAGCGUACCUUCCACCACGGCCGAAACAGCUGAGCUUCGAGCCAUCCUCAACAAUUUCACGACCGCUGGCGACGAGCUGCGCAAGGGGUACGGCAAUGAUCUCUUGCAGAGUCUGCAGGCACUCGAGGACGGCGUGGGCCAGACGCCUCACUCCUCCCACAAUGACCCCAAAGCACCAACUGCUGCAGGCCUCGAUAGGUGCAUAGAGAGACUCCGACAUGUGGUCGCGGACGAUUUGAGCCAGCUCGCUGACGCCUUCGCCGCCAAUGACACAAGAUCCCCCUGGCUUCGUUUGGGAGCCAUGUGGCCCUGCAUUGAGACGCCGAUGGUCGUACUCCCGCUCCUGCGGUCGGCAUCGUGUCUAAAUACCAACGGCUGCGACCCAAGCAUGAAAAAAGCACUCGUACAUUACGGGCUUAAUUUAACGGCCCUGCAGCAGUUAGAGCGCAUGCGACGCGCACUGCGCCGAGAUAACACACCCGCACUUGAUGACGAGCUCCGCAACCCAGGCCAUCAGAAUUGGUCGCCCCAUCGCGAAGCCACCGACUGGCUACUUCUUGAAAUUGACGGCGAUUUACUUAUCCGGUCAGAACAGGUCGAUGUCGCCCGGGCCAUCAUCGCGCCGAUUUCGGGCCAGAAUAGCGUGCUGCAAAUGAACAUGGGCAAGGGCAAAACUUCUGUUAUCGUGCCCAUGGUCGUGGCAGCCCUGGCUGACGGAAAGACACUCGCACGCCUGAUUGUCCCCAAGGCGCUGCUCAUGGCCACAGCGCAAGUGGCGCAGGCCCGGCUGGGAGGCCUUGUCGGGCGCGAGAUACGGCAUAUCCCGUUCUCGCGUAAGACCAAAACAUCACCGGAUAUGUUGGACCUAUACGCCAAGCUGCAUCUGGACGCCGGCAAAAUGCGAGGUGUCAUUCUGACUAGCCACGAGCACAUACUUUCAUUCAAGUUAGGCGCAUGGCAGCAUCUAGCAGAUGGGAAGACAGAAGAGGCAGCGCAAAUGUCCAAGAUCCAGCUCUGGCUCGACAGGAAGUCCCGCGACGUGCUUGAUGAGUGCGACUUCACUCUCUCUGUCAAAACACAGCUUAAUUACCCGGGCGGUCACCGGACACAUGUGGAUGGACAGCCAUUCCGCUGGCAGGCUGCCGAGGCGCUGCUUGAUAUGGUCGCCGACCAUGUCCCGGCACUGCGCCGACAGCACCCCGCCGGAAUGGACGUGUUAGGCUUGGAGAGCCCUGCAUCCUUCCCCAUGAUGCGGUUCCUAAGGCGAGAGGCUGAGGAUGCUACCAUAAAGCUUGUUGUUGACAGCAUCUGCGGCGGCAGCUGCCCUUUUAUACGUCCCACCGAUUCGGCAUUGGCGUCCCCAGCAGGCGCGCAGAUCCAGGCCAUCCGACGGUUGCUUACAGAGGAAGAGUUCUGCGACGAAACAUUUGCUCAAGCUGUCAGCGCGUUUGAAGACGAGCAGACGAGCACCCAGAAACUGCUGGUGGUCCGCGGUCAGCUUACCAACAAGAUCCUGCUUACCUGCCUCGGAAAGCGGUGGAAUGUACAAUACGGGCUGCAUCCGCUGCGCGACCCUCUCGCCGUUCCUUUCGAGGCCAAAGGCAUCCCCUCGGAGCACGCCGAGUUUGGCCACCCAGACGUCGCAAUCAUGCUCACCUGCUUGGCGUUUUACUACAAGGGCCUAACGGAACCACAACUCCUCCAAAGCCUGCAGCACGUACUUCAAUCAGCCGACCCGGCGCAACAGUACGAGGCCUGGAUCACGGGCAGCAACAGACUGCCGGAGAGCCUGCGGCAUUGGAAUGCCAUCAACACUGAGGACGGCGCCCAAAUAGAGGAGCUGUGGACCCAUUUGAGCCACAGCCUUGUCGCAGUGAACUACUACCUCGACCAUUUUGUGUUCCCGCCGCAUGCGAAACAAUUCGAAGUGAAACUCCAAGCCUCCGGUUGGGACAUCCCUCUUCUGCUGAACCAAAAGAUGAACACUGCUCGCACAACGGGCUUCAGUGGCACGAACGACAAUCGCACCAUGCUCCCCCUCACCAUUAAGCAGGACGACCUGCCCAGCCUCAGGCAAACCAGUGCCGAGGUCCUCACAUAUCUGCUGCAGGAGCGCAAUCGAGGGUACCGCGUCACAGUGGACGACUUUGACCGCAAUCGACUAAAUGAGACAGGCCUGCUGAGGAGGCUUAAAGAAUGGGGAAUUAGGAUCCUUAUCGAUGCGGGGGCCUACAUCCUCGAAAUUGACAACAAAACGCUGGCCCAAACGUGGCUGAAGGAGGACUCCGCAGCCAAAGCAGCCAUUUACUUUGGUCAAGAUGACCGGGCCUGGGUGCACUACCGCGAUGAGGGCAAGGAGGAUUCGCCGCUUCUGGCUACUCGGUUCGCCGACGACCUAAACGGAUGCCUUGUAUAUCUCGAUGAAGCUCACACACGAGGCGUUGAUCUGAAAUUGCCCGCCGACGCGUGCGGCGCGUUGACGCUUGCGCUCGGACAGACAAAGGACUUCACCAUGCAAGCCGCUAUGCGUCUCCGCCAACUACGGACUACGCAGUCCGUCGUGUUCCUGGCUCCACCCGACGUGGACCAGAGCAUACGGAAUCACUGCUCCGUCCCCCCCAGGAUCAUAAUGGACUCAUCACACGUCAUCUCGUGGCUGCUUGAGCAGACCUGCCGCGGUCUUGAAGACCUUCAAAGCCUCUACGUGUCUCAAGGUGUUGACUUUUGUCGUCGCACCGACGCCGAGUGGAGAUACCAUCAGGAUACAGCCGAGGGAUUAGGCGCUCCAGAACAGCAACGCAGCAAGCUCCUCGCCGUUAUCCAGAAGCCGGAGCGACAGACCCUGGAGCGGUUGUACGGCGGAAAAGGGCGCACCGAGUCGUCUUCACUGCCUCCCAACAUCUCCGAUGCUCGCCUGCGUGCCUUCAUGGACCGACUCGCUGGAUUUAACGUCCGCCACAGUGCAAAUCUCGACGCCCUGCAAGAGGUAGAGCAGGAGCAGGAGCAAGAAGUACAGGUCCAGGUCGAGCAAGUGAGCCACGUGCAGAGGCCUGCGCGGUACACGCCUCUUGUCUUCCCGGGGCUCCGCCUGGAAAUUGAACAAUUUGUCCGCACUGGAGUCCUGCCACGCAGCCGAGGUGCUUAUGAACAUGCAUUUGCUUAUGUCGGCAGGACAAGCGUUGGCCGAAAAUUUGGCGUGCGCGAAACAGGCUCGAAACUCUUUGUUUCGGCCGAGCAUGGCCGGACGGUCAAGCUUGCAAGCGGGACCGGGAAGACGGACGUAGCAGACAACUUUUUGCGCCCCGUCAAGUGGAUCCUCUGGAGUCCUUCGACUGAGACCGCCCUUGUAGUCAUCCCGGAGGAGGCCGAGCGCAUCAUCCCCAUUCUUCGCCUUACGAUCGCAGCUGGCAAGCCGCCUGUGCACAUGCUCUCCUACGCCGCGCCGACCACCAAGGCAAUGCUACCAUUCAACAAGUUCCAGUACUACACCUUGCCGCAGCUGCCCUCCGGCCACACCUUUCCGCAGUGGUUUGGAUUCGAGGUCGGCAUUCUAGCGGGUAGGCUGUACGUCGAUGCCGACGAAUGGGACGCCUUGAGGGAGUUUGUCCGGCCAACGGCGGCGGAACUUGUUGAUCAAGAGGCGAAGUUGAGCACUUUUGCCCAUGAUCCGGCCACCUUCGUUCGCGAGUGGCUCGCUCUUCGCCACCCCACACAGAACAUCCUGCACACGCCCAUGGGUUACAUUUGUAUGGGACGGUCGCUGGAGCAGUCGCCGUGGAAUUCAGUCGAUCAUUGAAUGGGAUGAUGAAGAUGAGGCAGCCACAUUUUGUUUGGGUCACUGAGAGGCAAUUUGCCCACAUUUGUCGGAUAGAGUGCCAGAAAAUUUUCGGGUGCGAGACGAUGGCCUAUGGAACUGUAAGCAAAAACCAGAUAAACGUAUGAAAAUGAU
Messenger RNA from Gaeumannomyces tritici R3-111a-1, 10453 nucleotides. RefSeq lists its product as hypothetical. Bases 905 to 10300 code for a protein of 3131 amino acids. NCBI's taxonomy places the organism in Eukaryota, Fungi, Ascomycota, Sordariomycetes, Magnaporthales, Magnaporthaceae. The transcript is spliced from 5 exons. The record is from RefSeq and is a predicted model, not a curated record.